Molecule: messenger RNA, 3036 nt
Organism: Microthlaspi erraticum
Lineage: Eukaryota; Viridiplantae; Streptophyta; Magnoliopsida; Brassicales; Brassicaceae
Source: the annotation of a GenBank genome assembly
AUGAAGAUUAUGGUUCUCUUCCUCUGUUACUGUUACAUUGGUUAUACAUCCUCUGUUUCAGCUUCCAUCGACAAUGGCAGCGAGCUCUCCGUUUUGCUUUCCGUGAAAUCAACUCUCAUUGAUCCUCUCAACUUUCUCAAAGACUGGAAGCUUCCAGAAACCAACGAUCACUGUAACUGGACCGGUGUUUGGUGCAACUCCCACGGCAAUGUUGAGAAGCUUGACCUCUCGGGAAUGAAUCUCACUGGCAAAAUCUCUGAUUCGAUCAGACAGCUGAGAAGCCUUGCCUCGUUCAACAUCUCAUGCAACGGAUUCGAGUCCCUGCUCCCGAAAUCGCUCCCUCCGUUGAAAUCUAUAGACAUUAGCCAGAAUUCAUUCUCAGGGAGUCUUUUUCUAUUUGGUAACGAAUCAUUCGGACUCGUUCACCUCAAUGCUUCAGGUAACAAUCUCUCUGGAAAUCUCACGGAGGAUCUCGGGAACUUAGUCUCUUUAGAAGUUCUUGAUCUCCGGGGCAAUUUCUUUCAAGGGUCACUUCCAAGCUCAUUCAAGAAUCUACAGAAGCUGAGAUUCCUCGGAUUAUCCGGAAACAAUCUCACCGGAGAGUUACCAAGCGUUCUCGGUGAGCUCUCUUCACUUGAAAGCGCCAUUCUUGGGUACAACGAAUUCGAAGGCUCGAUUCCGCCGGAAUUUGGGAACAUCAACAGCCUCAAGUACCUUGAUUUGGCCAUCGGGAAGCUUAGCGGUGAGAUUCCGUCGGAGCUAGGGAAGCUCAAGUCACUCGAGACGCUUCUCGUGUACCAGAACAACUUCACCGGCGAAAUUCCACCAGAGAUCGGAAACAUUUCCACUCUAAAGGUUCUUGAUCUCUCCGACAACGCGUUAUCCGGCGAGAUUCCAGUGGAGAUCACGGAGCUGAAGAACCUGCAGCUACUUAACCUUAUGCGCAACAGACUCUCCGGCUCUAUUCCUCCCGCGAUCAGCAAUCUGGCUCAGUUACAAGUCCUCGAGCUCUGGAACAACACGUUCUCCGGCGAGCUGCCAAGCGAUCUCGGGAAGAAUUCUCCGUUACAAUGGCUUGACGUCUCUUCAAACUCCUUCUCCGGCGAGAUUCCUUCGACCCUGUGCAGCAAGGGAAAUCUAACCAAGCUCAUUCUGUUCAACAACACCUUCUCCGGCCAGAUUCCGUCGACUCUAACCACCUGCCAGUCGCUAGUACGUGUCAGGAUGCAGAACAACCAUCUCAACGGUUCGAUUCCAAUAGGCUUCGGCAAGCUUGAGAAGCUACAGAGGCUCGAACUAGCCGGAAAUCGUCUCAGCGGAGGGGUUCCGGGAGAUAUCUCCGAUUCGGUUUCGCUUUCUUUCAUUGAUUUCUCCAGAAACCAGAUCCGAUCAUCCCUCCCUUCAACGAUCCUCUCGAUUCAUAACCUGCAGGCGUUUUUGGUCGCCGAUAACUUUCUCUCCGGCGAAAUUCCGGACCAGUUCCAGGAUUGUCCUUCGCUCUCAGGUCUCGAUCUCUCAUCAAACAGUUUCACAGGCACUAUCCCGUCCAGCAUUGCUUCAUGCGAGAAGCUCGUAAGCCUCAACCUGAGAAACAAUCAUCUCACCGGGGAAAUCCCCAGGCAGCUCACGACGAUGUCCGCAUUGGCCGUGCUCGAUCUGUCUAACAAUUCCUUAACCGGAAAACUUCCAGAGCGCAUCGGAAUGUCCCCGGCACUUGAACUCCUCAACGUCUCAUACAACAAGCUCACAGGCCCAGUCCCUAUGAACGGCUUUCUCAGAACCAUAAAUCCAGAUGAUCUGAGAGGAAAUUCUGGUCUCUGCGGCGGCGUUCUUUCCCCGUGUAACAAACGCCCGGCGGAAACAACUGGUCACAGGAGUCUCCACGGGAAACGAAUUGUGGCCGGAUGGUUGAUUGGGAUCGCAUCGGUUUUCUUCUUAGGGAUUCUCGUCAUCGUUACUAGAACUAUGUACAAGAGAUGGUACUCCGACGGAUUCUGCGGCGAAGAGACGGCGAGCAAAGGCGAAUGGCCUUGGAGACUGAUGGCGUUUCAUAGGCUAGGAUUCACAGCCUCCGAUAUCCUAUCCUGCAUCAGAGAAUCGAACAUGAUCGGAAUGGGAGCCACCGGAAUCGUAUACAAAGCGGAGAUGUCACGAUCCAACACGGUGCUCGCAGUGAAGAAGCUCUGGAGAUCCGCCGCCGAUAUCGAGGAUGGAACAACCGGCGAUUUCGUAGGCGAAGUAAACCUCCUGGGAAAAUUGAGACACAGGAACAUCGUCAGGCUCCUGGGAUUCCUAUACAACGACAAAAACAUGAUGAUCGUAUACGAAUUCAUGCUCAACGGGAACCUCGGCGACGCGAUUCACGGCAAAAACGCCGCCGGGAGGCUGCUCGUCGACUGGGUCUCGCGUUACAACAUCGCGCUUGGUGUCGCUCACGGCCUCGCCUACCUCCACCACGAUUGUCAUCCUCCGGUGAUCCACAGAGACAUCAAAUCAAACAAUAUCUUGCUCGACGCGAAUCUCGACGCCAGAAUCGCCGAUUUCGGACUCGCCAGGAUGAUGGCCAGAAAGAAGGAAACCGUUUCGAUGGUCGCCGGUUCUUACGGUUACAUAGCUCCCGAGUACGGAUACACAUUGAAGGUGGACGAGAAGAUAGACAUAUACAGCUACGGCGUCGUGUUGUUGGAGCUUUUAACGGGAAGAAGACCAUUGGAGCCGGAGUUUGGAGAAUCCGUAGACAUUGUGGAGUGGGUGAGAAACAAGAUAAGAGACAACGUAUCACUUGAAGAAGCGUUAGAUCCAAACGUUGGAAACUGCAGUUAUGUGCAAGAAGAGAUGCUUUUGGUUCUACAGAUCGCUCUUCUCUGCACCACGAAACUCCCUAAAGACAGACCUUCAAUGAGAGAUGUGAUAUCGAUGCUCGGAGAAGCUAAACCGAGGAGGAAAAGCAAUAGCAAUGAAGAAAACACUAGCCGUAGCUUGGCCGAGAAACGUACAUCGGUUUUUAGUACUUCACCUGUAAAUGGCCUUCUUUAG